GUCUUUUUUUAGAGAGAGAAAGAAGAGAGAGGAGAGAGAGAGAGCAACCAUAUUUUUCUCCUCUCAUUUAAUUCUCUCACUUAAUUGCUUCCGUGAAACUCGCCACGGCUCCUGGCCCCAUGGCUCAAAAAUCACCCCAUUCGAUAGAGUUUGAAAACCAAACCCCUCGAGUACUAUUUUUUUAAAAUUUCCCCACCCAUAAUAUCACCUGCACCAUUGCUCCCUCUCAACCAUUAUCCACUCUCUCUCUCUCUCUACCUCUCCAACAAAAAGCAUUACCCUCUCUCUCUCUCUCUACAAAAAUGGUAUUGGAACUGCUGUCUGACUUGAACUGAAACCAUUACCCAUUUUCUUUUCUCUCUCUCUCUCUCAUAAUAUCACCUGCAACAUUCCUCCUUUCAACGUUUCACAAAAACCAGUAAUACCCAUUUUCUUCUCUCUCUCGAUUCACAAAAACCAGUAAUACUUACCCAUUUUCGUCACUCUUUCUAUUCACAAAAACCAGUAAUACCCCUUUUCUUAUCUCUUUCUCUCUCUAUUCACAAAAACCAGUAAUACCCAUUUUCUUCUCUCUCUCUCUAAAUGGUCUUGGAACUGCUGUCUAACCUAAACAGAAAUCAUUACCCAUUUUCCUCUCUCUCUCUCAUGCGGAACCUACCAUUUUCUGAUCUCUCAAUCUAAAUGAAUUUUGUCAAUACGUCUCUCUCUCUCUACAUCUCUCUCUCAACUGAGACGACCACUUCUUCGCCUCUCUCUCUUACCUCUCUCUCUCUCUGUCAAUGGUCUGGAACUCUUCUCUUCCCAUAAUUCUCAGGAUCCUCUCCCUUAACUCGCCAGCUACUUUCUCUCUCUAGAAUGGUCUGGAACUCCUCUCACUCUAGAAUGAUGUUUCUCACUCUAGAGCGAUAUUCCUUGUGAUUCCUUUCCUUUAACUAGCCAACUACUUUCUCUCUCUAAAAAAAUGGCCUGGCCUUGAACUCCUCUCUCUCUAGAAUGAUGUUUCUCACUGUAGAACGGUAUUCCUCACUCUAGAACGGUAUUCCUCGUGACUUCUCUCCCUUAACCGGCGAAUCAACUAGUUUCUCUCUCUAGAAAGAAUGGUGUGGAACUCUUCUCACUCUAGAAUGAUGUUUCUCACUCUUGAAUGAUAUCUCUCAUGACUUCUUGCUAACUAGUUUCUCUCUCUAAAAAACAAUGGUCUGGAACUCCUCUCACUCUAUAAUUAUGUUUCUCACUCUUGAACGAUAUUCCUCAUGGCUUCUGCCCAACUAGUUUCUCUCUCCAAAAAAAACAAUGGUCUGGAACUCCUCUCUCCCUAUUACUGAAACCACCACAAAGGUGGGCCUGGGCUAUGGAAUCGCCAUAGCCGUGGGCCUCCUCGUCCUGGUCUCCACCAUUAUGCUCGCCUCCUACGCCUGCGUCAAAGUCAAGGGCCGGUCGAGCCGGAAUACUGCUGAUUCCUCCUUUCAGGCCACUGUUCCAGAUUUUCUAACGCCGGAAAACCACUUUAUUAUGACCGGGCUAGAUGAGCAAAGCAUAAGCGGUUUUCCGCGAGUGGUUUUCCGGCGAGCGCAGGAUAUUCCGAGGCCAGUAAACGAUGGAUGUCCGAUUUGUUUGGGCGAGUUCAGGAAAGGAGAAGUUAUCAGGUGGGUGCCGGACUGCCUGCACUGCUUCCACGUGUCCUGCAUCGACGGCUGGCUGAGGCUCAAUGGAUCGUGCCCCGUCUGUAGAAAUUCGCCGAUUCCUUCGCCGAUUCCCACGCCGAUUCCCACGCCACUCUCUGAACUUGUUCCUUUAGCUGUGCAUCGUUAGGUUUAAAUGGGGAAAUUUUAGCCAUUUUUUGGCCGGUAAAUUCGCCGGACAAUGAUGGUUGGUCUGGAUAAGACCGCCCGGAAAUGCCUAUUGACACCGAAUAUUUGACCGGAAAUAAAUGAUUU
Amborella trichopoda is the source of this 1937-nucleotide messenger RNA. Its product is annotated as putative RING-H2 finger protein ATL69. Lineage: Eukaryota; Viridiplantae; Streptophyta; Magnoliopsida; Amborellales; Amborellaceae. Gene Ontology annotation, molecular function: transferase activity. Gene Ontology annotation, biological process: protein ubiquitination. The record is from RefSeq and is a predicted model, not a curated record.